Messenger RNA from Aspergillus versicolor CBS 583.65, 984 nucleotides. RefSeq names its product alpha/beta hydrolase. Lineage: Eukaryota; Fungi; Ascomycota; Eurotiomycetes; Eurotiales; Aspergillaceae. The transcript has 9 exons. Bases 1 to 984 code for a protein of 327 amino acids. The record is from RefSeq and is a predicted model, not a curated record.
AUGAGGAGCGUCACAUCCAGUGCCCUGCUCAGAGAGUCGCGUUUGGUCCCUGCCGCGCACCCUCGUGCCCUUUCUACUGUGAAGUCGCCCGAUGACCGGUUGUUCGUCUCAGUCAACGAGUAUCGACCGGAAACCGCAACCUCGGGAGUCACAUUGCUGCUCACACACGGUACAUCCUUCUGUAAAGAGCUGUGGGAGCCGUUGAUUGAAUUUUGGCUGCGGGAGGGCGGCCCUCUUCGCAUUUCCGCCGUCUUUGCCCUUGACGCCGUCAACCAUGGCGACAGCGCUGUCGCAAAUGAAAAGCAGCUGGGUUCGUCAACAUACUGGCCCGAUCAUUCAAGGGACAUCCUUAAAGUUCUGGACCAUCUUGGAGCCACCCGACCUUUGAUCGGUAUAGGACACUCUUUUGGCGGCGGGACACUAGCACAUGCAUCCUUAAUGCAGCCGCUCAGAUUCGAUGCCACCAUUCUGGUGGAGCCCGUACUAUUCCAAAUGAGAGAGCAAACAGCAGCGAUUUCCAGGCAGGCGCUGAAGCGACGUGACACGUGGGAGAACUUAGAAGAAACGUAUACGGCUAUAUCAGGGAGCAAAGGUUUUUCCGACUGGACUACCGAUCAACGAGAGCGGUAUGCUGUAUAUGCAACCAGGGAUAGAACGAGCGACUGUGGUGUUGUCAGGACACUGAAAACUACCAAGGAGCAGGAAUCCGCCACCUACCUUGCUGCCCCUUAUCCAACUAUCAUCGACCUCCUCUCGGCCUCGCGUGAGCCCCGUUAUUACAUCCUGGGCGAGCGAAGCCCAGUUUUAAACAAGGACUGCCAAGCGGCCGUCGAAAAAAUGGCGCAGAUUCAUGGCGACGUGAAAUACAUCCAGGAUGGAGGCCAUCUGUUGCCAAUGACACACCCAAUCGAACUUGGGGUAAUCUUAGAGCAAACGAUCAUCACAGCCAUGUCGAAAAUUGGCACUGUGCGAUGUCAUUUCUGA